Penicillium verhagenii is the source of this 3102-nucleotide messenger RNA. RefSeq names its product E1 ubiquitin-activating protein ubaA (gene ubaA). Gene Ontology annotation, cellular component: cytoplasm; SUMO activating enzyme complex. Lineage: Eukaryota; Fungi; Ascomycota; Eurotiomycetes; Eurotiales; Aspergillaceae. Gene Ontology annotation, biological process: protein sumoylation. The transcript is spliced from 5 exons. Bases 1 to 3102 code for a protein of 1033 amino acids. Gene Ontology annotation, molecular function: SUMO activating enzyme activity. The record is from RefSeq and is a predicted model, not a curated record.
AUGUCGGACGUCACGAUGCAAGUGGACAACCCACAGGAGACUGUGGAGAUGAUUAAACAUGGUGAAAUUGAUGAGUCCCUUUACAGUCGGCAACUCUACGUGCUCGGCCACGAGGCCAUGAAGCGCAUGGGUUCGUCGAACGUGCUUGUUGUUGGUCUUAAGGGUCUUGGUGUGGAAAUCGCCAAGAACAUUGCCUUAGCCGGUGUCAAGUCCCUCACCCUCUACGACCCCGCCCCCGUUGCUAUCUCCGAUCUCUCCUCUCAGUUUUUCCUCCAGCCAAAGGAUGUUGGCAAGCCACGUGCUGAAGUUACCGCUCCCCGAGUCGCGGAGCUCAACUCUUAUGUCCCCGUCACACUCCACGAGGGAAAGAACCUUGUGGAUGACCUGGAGCAGCUCAAGCGCUACCAGGCAAUCGUACUGACGCUUACUCCCUUGAAGGAGCAGCUGGUGAUCGCAGACUUCUGUCACAAGAAUGGAAUCUAUGUGACAAUUGCCGAUACUUUUGGACUUUUCGGCUAUCUCUUCAACGACUUUGGAAAGAAUUUCACAGUCGGCGACCCCACUGGCGAGGAGUUGGUCAGCGGAAUUGUUGCCGAUAUCGCGGAGGACGGCCUCGUGUCUGCUCUGGAUGAGACUCGACAUGGACUGGAAGAUGGCGAUUUUGUGACUUUCGUCGAGGUCAAGGGUAUGGAGGAAUUGAAUAACAGCGCCCCCCGCAAAGUUACUGUCAAGGGACCCUACACCUUUACUAUCGGAGAUACUUCCGGUCUUGGUUCUUACCAGAGUGGUGGUAUUUACACGCAGGUCAAGAUGCCUAAGUUCAUCGAUUUCCAGCCCUUAUCCGAGCAGAUUAAGACACCCGAAUUCCUCAUCUCCGAUUUCGCCAAGUUCGACCGACCUGCGCAGCUCCAUGUUGGUAUCCAGGCACUUCACAAAUUUGCGGAGACCCAUGAUGGUCUGUACCCCCGCCCGCACAAUGAUAGUGACGCCCAGGAGAUCCUCAAAAUUGCCGGUGAACUCGCAGCGGCCGGCGAGGAGAAGAUCGAAUUGGACGAGAAGUUGAUUAAGGAGCUGAGUUACCAGGCCCGUGGCGAUCUUAACCCAUUGGCCGCCUUCUUUGGAGGUAUUGCUGCUCAGGAAGUUCUCAAGGCUGUUUCCGGAAAGUUCAGCCCUGUACACCAGUGGAUGUACUUCGACUCUCUGGAGUCUCUGCCGACCUCGACCACUCGGUCUGAGGAGAGCUGUAAGCCUCUUGGAACACGUUAUGAUGGCCAGAUUGCUGUCUUUGGUAAGGAAUACCAAGAAAAGCUCUCCAACGUCACUCAGUUCCUGGUUGGUGCUGGAGCUAUUGGCUGCGAAACUUUGAAGAACUGGGCUAUGAUUGGUUUGGGCACGGGUCCCAAGGGCAAAAUUUACGUCACCGACAUGGAUCAGAUCGAGAAGAGUAACCUGAAUCGACAAUUCCUCUUCCGUCCCAAGGAUGUUGGCCGCCUGAAGAGUGACUGUGCCACCGCUGCUGUACAGGCGAUGAACCCUGAUCUGAAUGAUAAGAUUGUGACCCUGCGUGACCGCGUUGGUCAAGACACUGAGCACAUCUUUGAUGAAGUGUUCUGGAACCGGUUGGAUGGUGUUACCAAUGCUUUGGAUAACGUUGACGCCAGAACUUACGUGGACCGACGCUGUGUCUUCUUCCGCAAGCCGCUGCUUGAGAGUGGUACCCUCGGUACCAAGGGCAACGUCCAGGUCGUCUUGCCAUUCAUCACUGAGUCCUACUCCAGCUCUCAGGACCCCCCCGAGAAGUCCUUCCCCAUGUGUACUCUCAAGAGUUUCCCGAACCGCAUUGAGCAUACCAUUGCCUGGGCUCGCGAUCUCUUCCAGACCUACUUUGUCGGUCCUCCUGAGUCUGUCAACAUGUAUCUCUCGCAGGCCGACUACAUUGAACAGACUCUUAAGCAGGCAGGCCAAGAGAAGCAGACAUUAGAACAUCUCCGCGAUUUCUUGGUGACAGAGAAGCCUCUUACCUUUGAGGACUGCAUUGUCUGGGCCCGCCAGCAGUUCGAGGCGCAGUACAACAAUGCCAUUCAGCAGCUGCUCUACAACUUCCCCCGCGACUCCAAGACCUCAUCCGGUCAGGCCUUCUGGUCCGGCCCCAAACGUGCCCCGACUCCUCUGAAAUUUGACAGUGGUAACCCCACUCACAUUGGAUUCGUGAUUGCUGGCGCAAGUUUGCAUGCUUUCAAUUAUGGAAUCAAGAACCCAGACGCGGACAACGAUUACUACCGCAAGGUUGUAGAUGAUAUGAUCAUCCCUGAGUUCACACCUAGCUCUAGCGUCAAGAUCCAAGCUGAUGACAAAGAGCCCGAUCCCAACGCUCAGCCCGCUGGCGGUUCCAAUGACAGUGAAGAGAUCCAACGUCUGGUGGAUCUUCUACCCUCACCCAAGUCUCUUGCUGGCUUCCGCCUGCAUCCUGUCGAGUUCGAGAAGGAUGAUGACACCAACUACCACAUCGAUUUCAUCGCUGCUGCCAGUAACUUGCGUGCUGACAAUUACGAAAUUCCUCAAGCGGACCGACACAAGACUAAGUUCAUUGCUGGAAAGAUCAUUCCUGCUAUUGCCACUGCUACAGCUCUGAUUACUGGCCUCGUGGCUUUGGAGCUGUUCAAAGUUGUUGAUGGUAAGGAUGAUAUUGAACAGUACAAGAACGGGUUCAUCAACAUUGCUCUUCCAUUCUUCGGCUUCAGCGAACCGAUGCCUAGUCCCAAAGGUGAAUACCAAGGCAAGGAGGGUAAGGUCACCAUUGACCAACUCUGGGACCGCUUUGAGCUCGAGGACAUUACCCUCAAGGAUUUCAUAGCCUACUUUGAGAGCCGGGGCUUGGAUAUCACUAUGGUUAGUUCGGGUGUGAGCUUGUUGUAUGCUAGCUUCUACCCUCCUGCCAAGGUGAAGGACCGCCUCCCUCUGACUAUGAGUAAGCUGGUAGAGCACGUGAGCAAGAAGCCGGUUCCGGAGCACCAGAAAAACAUCAUCUUUGAGGUGACGGCCGAAGACCAGACUGAGGAGGAUGUGGAGAUUCCUUACGUGAUGGUCAAGCGGUCUAACUAA